AGCUCCAAAAAAUUCGAAAAAAAUUGCAAAAAUUACCAUUUUUCACCUAUAAAUAGAGGAGCACCUUGCCCUUCCAUUCCACACCAGCAACACCAUUUUCUCUCUUGUUUCCUCCUCUCAUUCUUGUCUCAAAGUUCGUGAGAAUUAGCGAUAAUUUGGCAAAAUUAGUUUGAAUUAUUGCAAAAAAAUCCGAGCAAUUCCAAAAUCGUCAUCCUGCUGAUUUGCUAUCUUGAAGUUGAAGAAAUCUUGGUGAUUUUUUUGCAUCGUUGUUGAGUCUUAUUUUAUUAUUAGUUUUAUUAUUUGAUUAUUUCUAACUCUGAAUAUUUGCAAUUUUUGUAGUGUCAUUCGACAUUGAUCAUGGAUGCCGGUGAUCAUGAUACAUCCAUAGAUCAUGAUUUUUUUCUCCAAGGACUCACAGGGGACUACGGCCCCUUUGAUACUAGUGCUGCAGGUGAUGAUGGACCCGACGGUGAACCUCCGGUUGGUUCACAUCCAGAUCCAGGUGAUGCAGCAGGAGUGCCAUCGUCAGGCUCUACAAGUGCGCACACAUUAGCAAGCAGCGGGUCUAAAAGAUCAAGAGCCGGUACUUCCGAUGUUUGGCAAGACUUUGAAAGGAUCUACAAAGAGAAAGAUGGGGUAAGUGUCAGGUAUGCUAAGUGUUAUAUUUGUAAAAAUGAAUUAUCUGCAAAGCCCUCGGGUGGAACGGGGCACUUGAAGAGGCACGCCAUAAGUUGCAAGCGAAAGAGUGGAGCAGCCAUGAAGCAGACGGUGUUGCAGUACAACCCCGACGGCUCUGUUCAUCAUUGGGAGUACGACUCUGCCAAUGCUCGAAAAGAGCUAUGUCGCUUCAUUGCAAGAGCGGAUCUACCACUCAAUAUCGGUUCUUCAUCAAGAAGUUCAGACUCUUCGUCACGAUCGUCUACGGGCACCGGAAUUCCAACAUCCGGAGGGGAGCUAACUACCUUCAUCGACAGUGACGUUAUCAGCCACGAACAAGAAAACUUCAACAUACUGCAAUGGUGGCAUGAGCACAAGACGAAUUAUCCAGUUCUUUCACUGUUAGCGUGAGAUUUGUUAACGGUUCCUGU
Molecule: messenger RNA, 1088 nt
Organism: Phragmites australis (common reed)
Lineage: Eukaryota; Viridiplantae; Streptophyta; Magnoliopsida; Poales; Poaceae
Exons: 2
Coding region: 358-1068 (236 amino acids)
Molecular function (GO): DNA binding; protein dimerization activity
Source: RefSeq, a predicted model, not a curated record